AUGGCAGCAUGGGAUGGCGGACAUAUUGGUGUUGGUGGUGUAGUUAUGGGUGUUGCCAUGGACCAUGGUGUUAGAGUGAAAGACAACUUUAAGCAGUGUUAUGGUGCUAGUAUAAGAACUGAUGGUCUAGAUUCCAUUGGGGAUGAAGAUGAUGAUGAAGAAGAUGAUUUAUUCCCAGACCGAUUUAGUAUUGCAUACAAUCUUGACAGAGAAUUUGGGCCAAGGAUUAAAGAGCACAUGCAGUACUGUAUGAACCAUCCAGAUGAAAUAAGUAAGCUGUCCAAACUGAAGACUCAAAUAACAGAGGUCAAAGGGAUAAUGAUGGACAAUAUUGAGAAGGUUUUGGAUCGUGGGGAGAAAAUUGAACUCCUGGUGGAUAAAACAGAAAACCUCCAGUUCCAGGCUGACAGCUUCCAGAGGCAGGGAAGGCAACUACGACGGAAGAUGUGGCUGCAGAAUCUCCAAAUGAAGCUGAUGGUGAUGGUGGAGGAUGAAGGCAACACAGAUCUGAAAUCGAAGGCGAGGAAUAAUCUUUCUUCUUCAGCGACCGAUUCAAUGGCGGAUUGCGUGGCAGAGAGGGAGAGAGAGAGAUGGCGAGGAGACCGGACGAGGAAUACGAUUACUUGUUCAAGGUGGUGUUAAUCGGCGAUUCAGGGGUCGGCAAAUCCAACCUCCUCUCCCGAUUCCCUUGCAACGAGUUCUGCCUCGAAUCCAAAUCUACCAUCGGCGUCGAAUUCGCCACCCGCACUCUCCAGGUUGAGGGCAAAACUGUUAAGGCUCAGAUAUGGGACAAC
This is a messenger RNA of Camellia sinensis, 794 nucleotides long. The record is from RefSeq and is a predicted model, not a curated record. Lineage: Eukaryota; Viridiplantae; Streptophyta; Magnoliopsida; Ericales; Theaceae.